This is a messenger RNA of Scheffersomyces amazonensis, 1116 nucleotides long. It is a transcript of the gene RPS1, whose product is annotated as 40S ribosomal protein eS1. Gene Ontology annotation, biological process: translation. Gene Ontology annotation, molecular function: structural constituent of ribosome. The transcript has a single exon. The record is from RefSeq and is a predicted model, not a curated record. Gene Ontology annotation, cellular component: cytosol; ribosome. Lineage: Eukaryota; Fungi; Ascomycota; Pichiomycetes; Serinales; Debaryomycetaceae. The coding region runs from base 101 to 871 and encodes 256 amino acids.
GGAAAAAAAAUUUUAGGUGAAAAUUGUUUAACAACUCUUUUUCAAUAACGAUUCUUAGUUGUAGUUAAUCAAUAAUUAUAUAUACCGAAGAGUUAACAACAUGGCUGUUGGUAAGAAUAAGAGAUUGUCCAAGGGUAAAAAGGGAUUGAAGAAGAAGGUCAUUGACCCAUUCACCAGAAAGGAAUGGUUUGACAUUAAGGCUCCAUCUACUUUUGAAAACAGAGCUGUUGGUAAGACUUUAAUCAACAAAUCUACUGGUUUAAAGAAUGCUGCCGAUGGUUUAAAGGGCCGUGUUGUCGAAGUCAGCUUAGCUGAUUUACAAGGAUCUGAAGACCACUCUUACAGAAAAAUCAAAUUAAGAGUUGAUGAAGUUCAAGGUAAAAACUUAUUAACCAACUUCCACGGUUUAGAUUUCACCUCUGAUAAAUUAAGAUCUUUAGUUAGAAAAUGGCAAUCAUUAGUCGAAGCUAACGUUACCGUUAAGACUGCUGAUGACUACAUUUUAAGAGUCUUUGCUAUUGCCUUCACCAAGAGACAAGCCAACCAAAUUAAAAAGACCACUUAUGCUCAAUCUUCUAAAUUAAGAGAAGUUAGAAAGAAGAUGAUUGAAAUUAUGCAAAGAGAAGUCUCUAACGUCACUUUAGCUCAAUUAACCUCCAAAUUAAUUCCAGAAGUUAUCGGCCGUGAAAUUGAAAAAUCCACUCAAACUAUCUUCCCAUUACAACACGUUCACAUUAGAAAAGUUAAAUUAUUAAAACAACCAAAAUUCGAUUUAGGUGCUUUAUUAGCUUUACACGGUGAAGGUUCUGGUGAAGAAAAGGGUAAGAAGGUUUCUUCUGGUUUCAAGGAUGUUGUCUUAGAAACUGUUUAAAUUCCUCAUUAAAAAUUUUCUAAAAUUUAAUCUUGGAUAAUGGGUCUUUUAAACUUUUAAUAUAGCAUUUUUAAACCUUCCUUGUAUCAUGACUGCUUUAGUAGUUUGGUAUAAAACAAACAACAAUCAAAUAUUUUUAAAUAUAUAAAGUUCUAAUAAUAUUAUUAUAUUAUCUUGUACUUCUUUCAUGUGUAAUAAUACAUAUCUAUCGAAUAGAAAUUUGCGAUUAAACAGUAAAGGUUACC